Hemicordylus capensis (graceful crag lizard) is the source of this 3572-nucleotide messenger RNA. Its product is annotated as vomeronasal type-2 receptor 26-like. Gene Ontology annotation, cellular component: membrane. Bases 1 to 2502 code for a protein of 833 amino acids. Gene Ontology annotation, biological process: G protein-coupled receptor signaling pathway. The record is from RefSeq and is a predicted model, not a curated record. The transcript has 6 exons. NCBI's taxonomy places the organism in Eukaryota, Metazoa, Chordata, Lepidosauria, Squamata, Cordylidae. Gene Ontology annotation, molecular function: G protein-coupled receptor activity.
AUGGUACUUGUAGUCUUGUGUCUGCCUGCUGUGGCAAGGAGUGCUCCAGCUGCUUCUUGCAUUAUCUCUGACCCUCUUCCUAUUCUUCACAAGUUCCAUCAGUCAGGAGACCUCCUCAUCGUUGGCAUCAUUUCUCAGAUCUACGUGUUUUUCUCUCAAGCAACUUUUGAAAAGCGCCCCUCUUCUGAACUUUAUGAUGACGUUCUCCAUUUUCAUCAAAGAUGGACCAUUCAUGCUUCCCUGGAACUUCUCUCCACAAAGAACAGAUUCAUCCCAAACUACAAAUGUGACACCCUGAACAAUCCAUUAGCAGUAAUUGGGGGACCGGACUCUGAUGUCUCUCUCCCCAUAACAAUGAAUCUCUGCAUUUACAAGAUUCCACAGCUCAUAUAUGGCUGCACUCAAAUAAUGAAAAAUGACAUGGAAGCUGAUUUCCUGUACUGGAUGUUUCCGAAAGGGACUCUUCAGAAUGAAGGAAUCCUCAAAUUACUCCUGCAUUUUGGGUGGACAUGGAUUGGGGUUUUUUAUUUGCCUAAUGACAAUGGAGAGAGAUUUGUACAGGAUACAUUGCACAUGUUUCCUGAGAGAGACAUCUGCUUUGACUUUAUAGAAACAUUCACAACAUUGGCUUUUUCCAGUGAUAUCUAUCAAACAGUGGAGGAGAUAAGAACAAAAAUGAAAGCUCUUUCAGAAAGCACUGCCAAUGCAUUGCUCAUAUAUGGUGAAAUACAGAGCAUGUUGGUUUUCAUAUUAAUGCACAACUUUGCAGAUUUGGUGAAUAUGCCAAUUAAGACAAGAGGUAAAGUCUGGAUUAUGAUUGCUCAGAUGGAUUUCACAUCACUUCAGUUUCAAAGAAGUGUGGAUCUUCACUCCCUCCAUGGGGCUCUUUCCUUUGCAUUGCACUCACAAGAGGUUUUAGGAUUCCGGCAAUUUCUUCAGAUGAGAAACCCCACCUCGGAGAAAGAUGAUGGCUUUCUCAGGGUCUUUUGGGAAGAUGCAUUUAAUUGCCUUUUCCCCAACUCCAUUGCAGAUGAGAAGGCUGAGGAAAUCUGCACUGGGGAGGAGAUGUUGGAGACUCUUCCUGGAUCAGUCUUUGAGAUGAGCAUGACCAGUCACAGCUAUAGUGUCUACAAUGCUGUCUAUACUGUGGCAUAUGCUUUGCGUGCCAUGCAAUCAGCUAAAUCUAAUCUAAGAGGAAGGGUGGAUGCAGGUAGCCUGAAGAUUCUGUAUCAUCUGCCAUGGCAGCUCCACCACUUUCUGAGAAGUGGAUCGUUUAACAACAGUGCUGGAGAAAAGGUUUCCUUUGAUGAAAAUGGGGAAUUAGUUGCUGGAUUGGAUAUCAUCAACUGGGUCACAUUCCCAAACCAGUCCUUCCAUAGAGUCCGAGUGGGAAAGAUAGAACCAGAUUGUCCCACAAGACAGGUGCUCACAAUUCAUGAGGAUGACAUUCAGUGGCCCAGCAGAUUUAACCAGGCACGGCCUCUUUCUCUGUGUAAUGACCACUGCCAUCCUGGCUAUAGUAGGACAAAGGCAGAAGGGAAGCCAUUUUGCUGCUAUGAUUGCCUUCCAUGCCCAGAAGGGAAAAUUUCCAACCGUAAAGACAUGGACAACUGCAUCCCAUGUGCAGAAGAUCAUUAUCCAAGCAAUGGCCAGGAUUUUUGUAUUCCCAAGGCCAUCAACUUUCUGACUCAUGAAGAACCUUUGGGGAUCAGUAUGGACAUUUUUGCUCUGUCCUUUGCUUUCAUCACAGCUUUUGUGCUGAGGAUUUUUCUGAAGCACAAGGACACUCCCAUUGUCAAAGCCAACAACCGCAGCCUCACCUACACUCUCCUCAUCUCCCUCCUUCUCUCCUCCCUUUGUGCUUUGCUUUUCAUUGGCAAGCCUGAGAGGAUCACAUGUCUCCUUCGACAAGCUGCUUUUGCCAUCAUCUUCUCUGUGGCAGUUUCUUGCAUCUUGGCCAAAACCACCAUUGUGAUUCUGGCUUUCAUGGCCACCAAGCCAGAGUCCAGCAUGAGGAAAUGGGUGGGGAAAAGGUUGGCCUACCCCAUCGUUCUUUGCUGCUCUCUCAUUCAAACCACCAUUUGUACAGUGUGGCUGGCAACUUCCCCACCAUUCCCAGAUUUUGACAUGACCUCCAUGGCUACAGAAAUGAUCCUGGAAUGUAAUGAAGGCUCCACUGCCAUGUUUUAUUCUGUGCUGAGCUUCCUGGGCUUCCUGGCUACAGUGAGCUUCAUUUUGGCUUUCUUGGCCAGGAAGUUGCCUGACAGUUUUAAUGAAGCCAAGUUUAUCACCUUCAGCAUGCUGGUCUUUUGCAGCGUUUGGUUAUCCUUUCUUCCAGCCUACUUGAGCACAAGGGGAAAAUAUAUGGUAGCUGUGGAAAUAUUCUCUAUUUUGGCCUCCAGUGCUGGCUUACUCUCUUGUAUCUUUUUCCCAAAAUGUUUUGUAAUUUUGCUGAGGCCUGAUUUGAACCAAAGGAAGGAGCUGAUAAGAAGAAGGAAAUAAAGAUUCUAUGGUCCUGAUCCAACCAAAACUAUUGAUAAGGAGGUCCUAUAGAAAAUUAUAGGUGUGAAUUCAAUUGUGGCUUCCCUUCUUCCUUGUUUCCAAUGAACCUCAUUGUUUUAAUGAAAAUUGCAGUGGGAUCAGGGCCUCUGUUUGUUGCUAUAGGCACUUAAGUCUUUAUUUCUUGGAUUGGGUCUAAAUGUAUUGCAAACUCUGGGAUUAAUCUAGGAGGUAACCGAUGUUGAUUCCAUCUAUUUAUGCUUAUCUGUUGGCACACUGAUGGAGGGUCCCACUUUCGCUGGUCAAUCUAUUGAAGGACUAUAGCGACAGAAAAGAAAAUUAUUUGAUGCUUGCCUUGAAACAUAAUCCGACUCAAAAAUGAAAUCUAUCUUUAUAUUUAUUUCUCUAAGAUGUACCCAUGAAUAAUCCCAUUCGUGGCACUUCUCAUGAGAGUUCACAGGCAGCUGCCCAGACAGAGAUGGGGACAGUGGAGAAAACAGUGAUGGCAGCCAGCGAGAGGCCAGAGGAGGCAGCAGGAGGAAGCCGCAGCCAGCCAGCAGGAAAAAAUGGUAGCUGACCAGUGGUAGAAAGUGGUGGGCGGCGGGAGAGAAGGCAGCAUGGGGGAGAGAAGUGGGGGGAGGAUAGAAGGCAGUGCUGCGGGAAAAGGCAGCGGUGGGGAGCCAGAGAAAGCAUGGAACCCUGGAGGUUCCAGAGGAGGAGGUGGGCCGAGUGAGGGAGCAGGGCAGAGCAGAAAAGAGCAGGGAGGCUGCCUCAUUAAAUUCAGAACCACAAAAAGGGACAUACUCAAGGGACCUCCUCAAGGUAGGGAUACAUUUUUCUCUCAUACACUUCCCCUCGCCCUCCUAUCCUUCCACCCACAAACCACCAGCUUGUUUAAUGCAAAGGCUUAACAUGUGGAUUAAAUGUUGUUUGCCUCUUGCCAUCUCUUUCCAUGUCUCAACAGGCUGCUAGUCCACUCUAUAGCUGAUAAUGUGGGAACAAAGAUAAAGAAUGAUGUGAUGGCAGGAUCAGCCUGCUGAAAUAAGAGCCUCCCCAUCUCUUACAGCUUUUAA